UUUUGUUAAAUUCUGUAAAACAUUUCAACUGAAUUUUUAUCUGAAUUUUACGUAAAUUACAUUAAAUAUGGCUAGAUACGGUCUACCCAAUGAAUCCUCGUCGGAUGAAGAUAUCAACGAUUACAGCUAUGAGACAACCUUUUCCAAGCCUUUGGCCCAGUCCACGGCAUACAAGGACUUGACCGGAACCGAAACCGACAACGAUAUCGAUAAGGAGCCACCACUUUUGGAGGAACUGGGCAUCAAACCGCAUCAUAUUUACCAAAAGACACUGGUCGUGCUCAAUCUCUUGAGUGACAUCACGGAUCAGGAUAUACUGGAGGACACGGACAUGGCGGGACCGUUGGUCUUUUGCCUCACACUUGGCAUCUUCCUGCUACUGGCCGGCAAGGUGACCUUCUCGGCCAUCUAUGGCAUCGGCAUUAUGGGUUGCAUAUUCUUCAAUUGCCUGCUGUCACUGAUGGCCAACAGGAUCCAGAUGACUGUCAUGAUGGUGGCCUCCAUGCUAGGCUACUGUCUGCUGCCCAUGGUGUUGCUAUCGUUUAUUAAUAUUUUCAUCACCAUUGAGGGUACAUUUGGUAUAAUUUUGACCAUCUUUGCCGUGCUCUGGUGCUCCAUAUCAGCCUCGAAACUGUUGGCCACCGCUUUUGAUAUGGAUAAUCAACAAUGGCCAAUUGCGUAUCUGUGUGCCAUGCUCUAUGGAGGAUUUGCAUUGAUUACCCUUUACUAAGGAUG
Molecule: messenger RNA, 735 nt
Organism: Drosophila kikkawai
Lineage: Eukaryota; Metazoa; Arthropoda; Insecta; Diptera; Drosophilidae
Product: protein YIPF5-like
Biological process (GO): vesicle fusion with Golgi apparatus; endoplasmic reticulum to Golgi vesicle-mediated transport
Cellular component (GO): membrane; trans-Golgi network
Source: RefSeq, a predicted model, not a curated record